AUGUUUUAAUCUUAUAGAAGUUUAAGAAGGUCUAAAUUGGAGUCUUUUUAUGGGAAAAUCAAGUUCAAAUUGGAAAUAUAUGAAAGAGUUUUAGUUAGAUUUGAUGCUUUAGGAAAUUUUUUUGUCAUAAAGUACUUUAUGUGUAUAUUUUUUAGGUAUUUUUCCUUUUCCUUAUGUUACUUCGAAUUCUAUUUUACUCAUUUUUAAAGUUGUUACAAAUAAAACCCUUUCUUAUAAAAUAGUUUAACCUUUUUCAUUUAUUUAGAUCUUAUAGUAACCUAAAUCAGUUAUAUGAGAUGGUUAAAUUAUCAUUUCUAAAUGCCAUUGAAGGUUUUCGCUUUUGGAAAUUUAAAUUUCAUUUUAAACAAUAUUUUUAUUUCUUUUGAAAAUAUUUCCAGUUAGAUUUAUUUAAGGAGAUAUUUCUUCAAUUUUUUCGCCGAGAAUAUUUUCGUAGCGUAGUUGUAUUUGGUAGGGUUUUUUAGUGGAAUAUGUGAUGGGGGUAUUUUUAAUAAUGAGGAUUUUCAAAAGAGGGAAUUCUAAGUAAAUCUUAAGUAGCUCGUAUUUUUCUUCAGUUCGUAGAAUGGAUGA
Messenger RNA from Ichthyophthirius multifiliis, 588 nucleotides. RefSeq lists its product as hypothetical. NCBI's taxonomy places the organism in Eukaryota, Ciliophora, Oligohymenophorea, Hymenostomatida. The transcript has a single exon. The record is from RefSeq and is a predicted model, not a curated record.